UUUUGCCGGACGUGAAAUUUCGUGACAGCUGCUACACUGUAUAGCUGAUACAAUGGCGGACAAAUCACCCCGGUUAAGUGUGUGUAUUGAUCUCUAUGACUCGCCAACUCUUACAAAAGCUGUUGAAUAUGCUUACAAUGAAGGUAAACAUCUCACGAAGUUACUGCCAUCAGGAAAAAAUGCUAGCUUUACCUCAACAUAGUUACAAUUAUGUGUGUACCAACAUGACACUGCCAUCGGAGGAUUCAGACGGAAUCAACGCCCGAGGACCUCAUGAGGUACCUAGCAACACCGUACAGGAGGGUGUACAAGGCCGGGUACUGCCCGGACUCGAACUUGACGAUCCAGGCAUGGAUGAAGUGACACGAAAACGCAACGAACUAUUACUCAGGAGAGAACUUGAGCACUCAACCUUCCUCGGCGUGUCCGUCGUGCAAUUAGACCUAACAAAAAGGAAUGCACACUUUUCGCUCGUUCUUCAGGAUACUCUUCAUCGGCUAGAACAUAAUCAUAGUGUCCCUGUAAUUUGGGCUCGGGUCCCACUAAGUGGUCCGCCAGAAGACGAAUUCGAGCCGUUCCGUCGUUGGGAAGCCUUUCGCCAAUCGUGUUCAGAGCCCGCUCGUAUCUGGGUUUCGCUAGUUAUUCCGGAAGAUUUACCAGAAGCUGUUGAUGAAAUUCUUAACUUGUGGAUGGCUGAACAGGUGGCAUCCCUGACGAUUUCAACUACGUUAUUCCUUUUAAAUGCAAAUAAUUUUCCUGUACUAGCGAAAGCACACCAAGCUGUUGUUCGCAGGCUGUUAGGUCUUCAUCCAAUCGUAACCGUGACUAACUGCUGGCCACCGACCGCCUCUGAAAUCAUGGGGAAAAGUGGCACGAUUAUCCCAAAAUUGUACGCCGACUAUUUGAACCACAUGUUCGCCCGAAGAGAACAUGUGGGACCUCUACAAGAGCAAUUCACGUUGGGUUAUCAGGAUCAACUACAGAUUCCUCUGCAACCAUUAGCAGAUCACCUCGAAAGUAUUACAUAUGAAGUGUUUGAGAAGGAUCCAGUGAAAUAUGCCAAAUACCGGGAAGCGUUGACCGCUGCUUUCGAGGAUAGGCGUGGCAUGAUUGAGGAACGACAGAGUCCUCUAAUUGUCAUGGUAGUCGGAGCAGGCCGAGGUCCUUUGGUUCAGGCUUGUAUCGAUUGCUCGAUUCAGACCGAUGUUCCUGUGAAGUUGUUUGCAGUUGAAAAAAAUCCAAGUGCUGCAACUGUCCUUCGGAUUUUAAAUCGCGACAGCUGGGACCGUCAGGUUACGGUGGUGGAUAGUGAUAUGCGGACGUGGGAACCACCAGGCGGGGAGCGCGCCGACAUUCUUGUAUCCGAGCUGCUCGGAAGUUGGGGCGACAACGAACUCUCCCCAGAAUGCCUUGACGGGGCCCAACGCUUACUUCAGCCUGACGGAAUUAGCGUUCCAUCUUGUUAUAAUUCGUACGUGAACCCUGUACAGUGUCCCCAGUUGCAUCGGCAGGCUCGGCAACUGAGAGAAGAUGUCCUUGUUCACGAAGGCCAACUCCAAACGCCUUACGUUGUGUAUUUCAGGCAUGUCAAUCAUUUAGCACCGCCGCAGCGUCUGUUCUCGUUCAGCCACCCAAACAGAACGUUUGAGGGUAUGCCACCCUCUGACAACUCGCACAACGAACGCUGGGCAGAGCUAAGCUUCAAGUCGAAGAGCUCGUGCACGUUUCACGGGUUUGCCGGAUAUUUCGAUUGCGUCCUUUACAAGGAUAUUAUUAUCAGUAUUGAGCCGUCAACGCACACCCCUGAAAUGAAUUCGUGGUUUCCGAUGUAUAUUCCAAUUUCCGAUCCUCAACCUGUGAAAAAGGGAGAGACAAUUACGGCCACAUUUUGGCGCAAAACCUCAUCCACAAAGGUGUGGUAUCAAUGGUUGGUGACAUCUCCGUACCAGUCAGUCAUGCACAACGUGGGAGGGCGCUGUAGCAAUAUCGGGCUUAUGUUAUAAUCAUAAUUAGUCGUUUGACAUGUCUGUGACCUGGAACAUUUCAUGCUGAUCUAACUAUCGGUGUAGUCACGAUAAUGUCACGACUGUUGCUGAUACCGUGCGGCAUCCGCCUUGCACGUGACAUGUCACGGUACAGAUAGGUAGAAACUAAUAUAUGGCCGCAGUACCCGCAGUCUGGACGAAGGCGCAUCGUGAUGCGUUGGAAUGGAUUAGAGCUGAAAAGACAUUCGACCGAACGACACGGAUCACGCCCGAGAAAAGCACACACGUAUGCCGAAAAUUAAUUUUGUGCUAAUAAUAAUUGCGCUGAGAAAGUUUGCUUCAACUGGUGACACGAGUUGCAUAAUAUUAUAAUGCAUAGAUAAAUCAUCGAAGUUUCCGUUGGUGAACCGUCUUAGCGCUUUUGGUAAUAUCCAUAAAGUUUAUUUUAUCAAGCCUGAAAAAAUAAGAUUGUAUGUAAUAACGUCGGCAGAUAUUCUCGAUGCAAAUGCAUAUACGUAUACAAUGUGUAAAACACUAUUAACGGAAACAGUUUUGUCGCUACUAUAAAUUGUUCCACUUAGGGAGCCGAGGUUGUCUUUUUGGCAAUGACGACGCCAAACGCUGACGAUGAUGAUGACACUUAGGGGGAGGGAAAGCAUAAGCUGGUGUUAACGAAAACUGGAUUAAUACGUCGCCUAAGUGGCAACCAACAAUUUUCCUUGAACAAGCUGCGUCCUCAUUAGCUGUGUAGGUGACAUCAUUGUACAUUACUAUUAUAUGAUGGCUGUAUUCAAGUGCUUUCUAUAGAUAUUAAUGCGUUCACAGCACCGCACAAGGUGUGGCAUUAUGAAGAUACUAUUCAUCGAUUAUCAUGACUAAGAUUAUUAACAGAGUUGCAAACACUGUAUUCGAAUUUCCUAUAUAAACUUAAAUUGGGAACUGAAGAUUAUCUUACAGUAAAUUAAUGUGCUGUGUCAAGCCUGUGUUCUAGUGUCUAAGAAGAACAAACAGAUUUGUCAAAAAAACGUUCACACGGUCAAAUAAAAUUUCAAAGGACGGCAAUCAAGGUCUAAACACUGCCUUUUUUGUCGUUACCAAGUUUCCAAAUCAUAUUAUCUUUAUUCAUUAAUGACUUCUGCAUCGUUUCACGGAUGACAGAACUUCAGUUCCAAGAAGUGGCUCAAUGAGUACUCACGACUCAUUUGUAACCUGUUUAUAGCGUUUAGUAUCGACAAUGUUUCGCGCCAACUUUAAGACAAAUCACCUAUGAACCGGUAACCCGAACAUGUUUUUUUUUUGGAAAACCAUAACGCCCUUUAGUUUAUCCGUUGAAUUAGACGCAAAGUGUUAUCGUUCUGGGUGUUUGUACCCAUUUUUCUAUAUUCCGCCGGGGGCCGCGAGUCAUCUUUGGCAUAUAUAUCAUUACAGGUUUCUUCUUGGUUCAUCUUAGCGUUGCAAGCCAUCGCUGUGGGAGACGUUUCAUUUGUACAUAACCAUUAAACACAUGACCUUGUUUUUAUGGCAAAUCUUUCAAUCAAACGACGAUAGCCGUAGUUGGGAACACUUGCAAGAGCUAUAAACACCGUGUGUAUACUACACUGGCCUUGAGGAUUAUUUAGGUCCACAUAUUGUUCGUUAAAAUUGUUCUAUUAAAGGUCGGUUAGCUUAAUACACUUGGGGUGUAACAGAAGAUCCUCGAAGUAUCCACCACAAUAAGAAGGAUUAGGUAUUUAAGCGAAUGUCGGCACUGCAAUUAGCUGCUUCUAGCAACUUUUUUAGGCAUCGCCCCUGAAAUUGAACUCCAGGUAAAACGAAAGAUUUCAUUCUUGCGCUUAUUCUUCGCAUUCUUAUUCUAAUAGCAUGAAAUUCCUGCGCUUCACUUUAACAACCUGUAAAUCAGAUCAUUCAGAAACUAGCACGGAUACAGUUUUAGUUUGCUUGGUUAUUGUAUUGCUUUUCGUGCUCAGUGCUGCUCUCUGUCACUAAAAUUAGACUACCGCUAUUUAUGAAAAAUGUGUUGUCCUACUGCAGGCUGGCCUUUCGAGUCGGCAACAAGUUUUAUUGUUAUUCAACUCGUCCAACAAUUA
Messenger RNA from Varroa destructor (honeybee mite), 4072 nucleotides. RefSeq names its product protein arginine N-methyltransferase 5 (gene csul). The record is from RefSeq and is a predicted model, not a curated record. Lineage: Eukaryota; Metazoa; Arthropoda; Arachnida; Mesostigmata; Varroidae. Gene Ontology annotation, biological process: peptidyl-arginine N-methylation; regulation of DNA-templated transcription. Gene Ontology annotation, cellular component: nucleus; cytosol.